Messenger RNA from Neocloeon triangulifer, 822 nucleotides. RefSeq lists its product as uncharacterized. Bases 140 to 811 code for a protein of 223 amino acids. Gene Ontology annotation, molecular function: protein binding. The transcript has 2 exons. Gene Ontology annotation, biological process: signal transduction. Lineage: Eukaryota; Metazoa; Arthropoda; Insecta; Ephemeroptera; Baetidae. The record is from RefSeq and is a predicted model, not a curated record.
CAAUUGCAAAUAUCUACCACAAUUGUUGUAAAGACAAUUGGACUUUAUCAAUAAGGAGCCCUUAAAAGAAAUAAAAAUCAGUUUUUCUUUUGUUAUAUCGGCGCAUUGUUGCACUCUUUGUCUUUGGAAUUUCGGUAUAAUGGUUAUCUUAUUCCUGAUUCCGUUCCUCCUGCUGGAGGGCUGCGGGGCCUUUCAAGAUGUCAAUUUGUCCCAGCUGCAGCACAUCGCCAACCACAUCAGCCAGACGGACUGCCGUCGACUUGUUGCCUCUCUCGGAUCGGCCGACUUUGAGCUGGACCCCAGACUCCUUCAGGAAGGGCUGAAACUUCCUGCGACGGCACCAUGCAUCCAGCUGCUGGUGGCGUGGGACAAACGGGAGCGCCAUCAGGAGGUGCUGAUGCUGUUGACUCGCCGCCUUCGCCAACUGCACUACCCAGAGUUGGCCGAGUGGCUCUCAGAGACCACCUUCGAGCAACUGGAAACUGAUCUGCGCAAGGAGUUUGCAAUGGACAAGAGCGGAUGCAGAAAUCGCCAGACAGCAGAAAAGGAAGCAGAAGUGGAGCUGCGACCCAACUCGAUCUUCUUCGAAGGCCUUCAGGGUAUAAAGGCGCACCAAAGACACAUCAUCUGGGCCGCUGCCAUACUGACAGGACUUCUGCUUUUAUUCUUGGGCAUCAAACAGCUGGUCAGGUGUUGUCUCAGGUGGAAGCGUACAAGCAAGGGCUACCGCAACGUCAAAUACAACUUCGAGUUGAAAAACGCAAACAGCUCAGACCUCGAGAGCGAGUAUAAAAAGUAUUGUGAUUGUUAAUUUUUGUUCAU